UGAUGCUGCUGCCACUUUGCUACCUCCACCCGUGCUAGAAUUUCGUCGCUGUCGCUUGCAGAGAGCGGAGGAAACUUGUCGCUCAGCAGAGACCCCGCGGCAGUCGUGAUCUCUCGCACCGGCCACGUGGGUUAUCCUGGUCACUUGUGCGACGUUUGUUAACCUACUGCUGGAUGAAGCCCUCCCCACGCCGUGUCGAUCCUGGAGGUUCAACCAUACUUGACCACGCUGGUCAGUGCAGCGAGCAAUGGGUACGACGGAUGAGAACAACUUGCAAGAUGCCCGCUCCGUGGAAGCACUCACAGCUAAGUUCGUAGAGCUCUACCAGAGCGCCGUCGACGGCGGCUUAACUCCACGCGAGGCAAGGGACGCGUUAAUGCAGUGCCUGAGCAAGCCUAGGCGCCCGAUCGUACAAAAAGCACCUAAGAGACGCAUCCGGCCACCGAGCCGGAAGAUGGACGUGGGCCACCCGCCUCUACUGUGCCCUUACCCCGGCGAGACUGUGCGCCGUGGCAGCCCUGGCUGCCUCGAUCGUGUUGGCCGUGGCCAAGGGCGACUCGCUGUUCUCCGAGCCCUGCCUCAUGGACAUGGGGCUGGUGGCGACCGAGAUCAGCCGCCCGCCCUCUCACUGCCCCAGCCUGUGUGCGGACAUGGAGCAGGUGCCCGUGCUGGCCAGCGACCAGCUGUCGCCGCAGGAGUUUUUGAGGACUUUCGCCUACACAGGCCGGCCGCUGCUUGUGCGCGGGGCCACAAGCGGCUGGAAAGCACUCACUGACUUCAAUUUCACGUUCUUCCAGUUGAUGUACUUGAACCACAGCGAAGCGCUGCGGAAGACUGUGCAGGAGUGUCAGUUUUUCUCGUAUUCGUCGGGUUUCACCUCUCUGGCCGACGUGUUCAACAUGACAGAGGAGAGAGCGACCCUGAAGGAUGGCGGCCCCAGUUGGUACGUGGGAUGGAGCAGCUGCAGCGAUGAGCUGACUCCCAUCCUGCGAAGCUACUACCAGCGGCCAGCCUUCCUCCCUGCCAACUCAGAGAGCAGCACGCUUGACUGGGUGUUCAUGGGUUGGGCCGGCCAGGGAAGCCACAUUCACCUGGACAAAGUGCAGCGUCCGUCUUGGCAGGCUCAGAUCUCAGGAAUGAAAACAUGGGACCUGUUGCCACCCCCGGAGUGUGAAGAGGUUUGCCAUCCCCUGCAAGCAACACUUCAGAAGGGAGACAUACUGAUUGUGGACACCAACCAAUGGUACCAUUCCACCUACAUUCACCCUGGAGAAAUCUGCAUAUCCAUCGGCUCUGAGUACGACUGAUUACCAUUCAUUACCAUGACCUCCCUGUUUGCAGAGUAUUGCAAAUGCUGUGUGUGUUUGUAAGUGGGGAAAUUAUGAAGCGUUGGAUGUCACAUUCCAUCACAAUCCCCGGUCACCCAGGUUAAUUUCCUGUCCAUGUACACUGGUGGCAAAUAAUUCUGAAGUUAUCCAGGAUCUGUCUGAAAAUAACUGAAUUGACAAAGGUCUGUAACUUAUUGUUAUAAUUUUCACAUAUAACACUGAUAUUCCAUCGAGUAAUUGUGAAUUGUUGUCAUGAUCGAUGUUCCCGUUUGUAUUGGCAUGGCACACAAAGGAGUAGCUUUGGCUCCCCUAUUUCUGAUGUUAAAUUAAACACACACAUGCCAUGUCAGUUGUGGGAGUUGUUUUAUCCAUAUUUCACAACGCUGGUCAGUGCGGAUUGGUGAACGUGAGGAACAUAGGUGUUGGGGGGGGCAUGUAAGUACGAUACAAAAGAACAGUGGGUUUUUGUUGCAUUGCCCUCUGCAGACCACCACGUAGCUCCACAGUCACUUUUGGCAAACUGGCAUGCCUGGUGAUCAUCCAUCCAAGCACUAUCCAGGCUCAAGCCUGCUUAGCUCCUGAGAUGUGACGAGAUUGGGUGGAUUCCGGGUGAUUUGGUAAUUUGUACGCUAUGUAUGUGUAGUGACAUAGAACGGUCACUACUGUGUCGGCCCGUACGAGGGCUGGGGGCCCCAAGGGGGUGCCUGGGGGGUCACGUGGUGGAGGGAUCCGGACCUUCCCAGAGGUGGGGGAAGGGAGGCGUGGCCUGGGAAGGGAGGCGUGGCCUGGACAGAGCCAGCCACGCCUGGGCGGAGCCGGCCAGGCCAAAGCAGAUAUAAGCGUGGUGUGAACGCAGAGCGAGGCUGUUGUACUGUACUCCGAAGUGAAGACAUCAUCGGUCGUCAAGUCCCGAGUCGUCGUCCUGGGCCAGGCAGGCUAUUGCCUGCCUGGUCCAGUCUGUGUCGUGUUCCAGAGUGUUAGUGAGUUGAGGAAGGUGGUCACCACCUCAUGUACAGUGUUAUAUUACUUACCGUUUAAUAAAUAGUGUUGCCUCCAAGCUGCGUGUGUGUGCACCUAAUUCGAACCUACUACAUAUGUAUGCACAUUUAGACAGUAAUGGGAGAUGUGUUAAUAUCGAUGUUUCAGAUGUGAAAAUUGCUUUAAACUAUAGUUUCUCAAACCAUGACAGGUGGAUGAAAGUCCAUUGAGAUUAAAUACGCUAUCUCUUUUCACAACAGAUGUAUGAUGGCUGGGGAAGUAAAAUAUUUUGUUGUCUGACUUGGACCUGCCUCUGCACGGUUGUACCCUUGUUAAUAUGAGCAUGUGAUGCGUAAUUACAUGCUUCAGUAGAACUAAAAAAGGUUGCGUUGGAAAUAUUAGCAUGGAAAAAAACCUAUAAACAUGAUGAUUAAUUUCAGUACGUGUGAAGAUUGAGAGCGCACUGAAAUUGCUGUCAUGAUUGAGGCCAUUGACACAAAGCUUACUGCCUCUGCAUCCUGACAAGUCCAAAGGUGAGAGUGAGUUAGGGGUGGUGCUAGCGCAUCGGGUCCCUAAGCAGAACUUAUUCUUUUCGAUUUAAAGCUUUCGUGACUGCAGGGAUUCAUCUUCUUGGUUCUUUCGGUAAAGUCACGUA
Messenger RNA from Lethenteron reissneri (Far Eastern brook lamprey), 2961 nucleotides. RefSeq lists its product as uncharacterized. Gene Ontology annotation, molecular function: 2-oxoglutarate-dependent dioxygenase activity. NCBI's taxonomy places the organism in Eukaryota, Metazoa, Chordata, Hyperoartia, Petromyzontiformes, Petromyzontidae. The record is from RefSeq and is a predicted model, not a curated record.